This is a messenger RNA of Terrapene triunguis (Three-toed box turtle), 2070 nucleotides long. RefSeq names its product cytoplasmic dynein 1 heavy chain 1-like. The transcript has 14 exons. Gene Ontology annotation, biological process: microtubule-based movement. Gene Ontology annotation, cellular component: dynein complex. Gene Ontology annotation, molecular function: ATP binding; minus-end-directed microtubule motor activity; dynein light intermediate chain binding. The annotation marks the transcript as partial. Lineage: Eukaryota; Metazoa; Chordata; Testudines; Emydidae. The record is from RefSeq and is a predicted model, not a curated record.
CUCAGUGGCAGUGAAGAACGUGUGCAGGUAGCUUUAGAAGAGUUACAAGACCUCAAAGGAGUUUGGUCUGAGCUUUCCAAGGUCUGGGACCAGAUUGAUCAGAUGAAGGAGCAGCCAUGGGUUUCAGUACAGCCUCGCAAGCUUCGACAAAAUUUGGAUGGCUUACUGAACCAGUUGAAAAACUUCCCCGCUCGUUUGCGGCAGUAUGCCUCCUAUGAAUAUGUUCAGAGACUUCUGAAGGGUUACAUGAAGAUAAACAUGUUGGUGAUUGAACUGAAGUCUGAGGCUCUUAAAGAUCGUCACUGGAAGCAGCUGAUGAAGAGACUUCAUGUGAACUGGGUUGUCUCUGAACUAACCCUGGGACAGAUCUGGGAUGUUGACUUGCAAAAGAAUGAAGCAAUUGUGAAAGAUGUACUUCUUGUGGCUCAGGGAGAGAUGGCUUUGGAAGAGUUCUUGAAACAGAUAAGAGAAGUGUGGAACACUUAUGAACUGGAUUUGGUUAACUAUCAGAACAAAUGUCGUUUGAUUCGUGGUUGGGAUGAUCUCUUCAACAAGGUCAAGGAGCACAUUAACAGUGUGUCUGCCAUGAAGUUAUCACCAUACUACAAGGUGUUUGAAGAAGAUGCCCUUAGCUGGGAGGACAAAUUGAAUCGUAUCAUGGCACUCUUUGAUGUCUGGAUAGAUGUCCAAAGGCGAUGGGUCUAUCUGGAGGGGAUCUUCACUGGUAGUGCUGAUAUUAAGCACUUACUGCCUGUUGAAACACAGAGGUUCCAAAGCAUCAGUACUGAAUUUCUGGCACUUAUGAAAAAAGUAUCCAAAUCUCCCCUUGUGAUGGAUGUUCUUAACAUCCAAGGUGUACAAAGGUCACUGGAGAGAUUAGCAGACUUGCUUGGAAAGAUCCAGAAAGCAUUGGGAGAAUAUCUGGAGAGGGAGAGAUCCUCCUUUCCUCGGUUCUACUUCGUUGGUGAUGAGGACUUGCUCGAAAUCAUAGGAAACAGCAAGAAUGUAGCUAAGCUCCAGAAACAUUUCAAGAAAAUGUUUGCUGGAGUUUCUAGCAUCAUCCUGAAUGAAGAUAACACUGUUGUUCUGGGGAUCUCAUCACGAGAAGGAGAGGAGGUGCUGUUCAAAACACCUGUGUCUAUCACAGAACAUCCUAAGAUAAAUGAGUGGCUCACACUUGUUGAAAAAGAAAUGAGGGUCACACUUGCAAAGCUGCUGGCUGAGUCUGUUACUGAAGUAGAAAUCUUUGGUAAAGCAACUUCAAUUGAUCCAGUUCUCUAUAUUUCUUGGAUUGACAAAUAUCAGGCCCAGCUUGUUGUCCUGUCAGCCCAAAUUGCAUGGUCAGAGAACGUGGAAUCUGCUCUGAAUGGCAUGGGUGGUGAUGGAGACAGCAGUCCUCUGCACUCUGUGCUGGCUAAUGUUGAGGUCACGCUGAACGUGUUAGCAGACUCUGUGUUGAUGGAACAGCCACCUCUCCGCAGAAGGAAAUUGGAACACUUGAUUACAGAGCUAGUGCACCAAAGAGAUGUUACAAGAUCACUGAUCAAAAGUAAGAUUGACAACUCCAAAUCCUUUGAGUGGCUCAGCCAGAUGCGAUUCUACUUUGACCCAAAACAGACAGAUGUGUUGCAACAGCUGUCCAUUCAGAUGGCAAAUGCCAAAUUCAACUAUGGCUUUGAGUAUCUUGGUGUUCAGGAUAAACUAGUUCAGACUCCUCUUACUGACCGCUGUUACCUGACAAUGACGCAAGCCUUGGAGGCAAGACUUGGAGGCUCACCAUUUGGUCCUGCUGGUACUGGUAAAACAGAAUCUGUAAAGGCCCUUGGACACCAGCUUGGCCGCUUUGUUCUGGUUUUCAACUGUGAUGAAACAUUUGACUUCCAGGCAAUGGGACGCAUCUUUGUGGGGCUUUGUCAAGUGGGCGCAUGGGGCUGCUUUGAUGAGUUCAAUAGACUUGAGGAGCGUAUGCUUUCGGCUGUUUCUCAGCAGGUUCAAUGCAUCCAGGAAGCCUUGCGAGAACAUUGCAAUCCAAACUAUGACAAGACUUCUGCACCUAUUACUUGUGAGCUG